AUGGCCUCAUUUGGAAAAUGUGACAAGAGUAGACAUCGAAUUGGUAAUGAGACUAUCAAAAAAUCUGGUCCUGGUCCCAGACACGGUCACACGGUCAGUCUACCUGUCACUGCAUCUGAUCUUCAGGUCAGCAGUCAACCUCAUGCCUUUUCCAGGCCAGUUCCUGGCUCUAAGCAGUGCAGUCUCUCUCUUUGCUUGUUGCCAGUGUCUUCUGCAGCUCUGUGA
Blastomyces gilchristii SLH14081 is the source of this 225-nucleotide messenger RNA. RefSeq lists its product as uncharacterized. The record is from RefSeq and is a predicted model, not a curated record. Lineage: Eukaryota; Fungi; Ascomycota; Eurotiomycetes; Onygenales; Ajellomycetaceae. The transcript is spliced from 3 exons. The coding region runs from base 1 to 225 and encodes 74 amino acids.